Larimichthys crocea (large yellow croaker) is the source of this 3632-nucleotide messenger RNA. RefSeq lists its product as uncharacterized. The transcript is spliced from 19 exons. Lineage: Eukaryota; Metazoa; Chordata; Actinopteri; Sciaenidae. Gene Ontology annotation, cellular component: membrane. Bases 267 to 3623 code for a protein of 1118 amino acids. Gene Ontology annotation, biological process: transmembrane transport. Gene Ontology annotation, molecular function: transmembrane transporter activity. The record is from RefSeq and is a predicted model, not a curated record.
GUCGUCAGGGAGCCAGAGAGUGAACUGAGGAAAGAGACAAAGCCUUAACCGCCACCUCAGAACACUGGCCAGGUGCACUGAGUUGCCUAAUCAAAGCCCCGUCCCCCAAUCAGCUCAUGAUGAGGAAAGAGGCAGGAGUGGCCAGCACAGGCCCUGCAAGAACUCUACAGGGGCUGUGACAUUGUACUUUGGUUUAAGAAACACGUUAGCAAAUGAUUUAUUUUUACAAAUAUAUCAUUUGUCUUCUUUUAGCUGACCAUUAACCAAUGGAAGAAACAAAAUCAGGACACCAACAUUCGAGUGCUUUGCGAUAUUUUCUCUUUUUCUCCGAGCUUCACCCCAAAUUGGAAGCGUUGCAUCUUUAUUUUUUUUCUAAGAUGAAGUUUGAGAAUAUAUUGGCAGAGGUGAAUGGCUUUGGGAAAUACCAAUUAAGGACAAUGCUCUUGAUGACAAUUGCUCGUAUGACUUUGCCUUUUCACUUUUUAUUGAAUAAUUUCAUUGCGGUUAUUCCUUCUCACCACUGCGACAUCAGCUCUCUGGACAAGAAAGGUGCAUUUAGGGAUCUAUCCCAGGCAGAGAGGCUUAUUGUUAGUAUUCCAGUUCAGGAGGAUGGGACUCCAAGCUCCUGCCAAAUGUUUGCAGAGCCUCAGUAUCAUCUGCUGCUCAACUCCUCUAACAUUACUGACCUACUCACGGUGCCAUGCCAGAAUGGAUGGGUGUACGAUAACACCACCUACAAAUCUACUCUGGCAACAGAGUGGGAUCUGGUUUGUGACAUGAGAAGAGUGAACAGAGCCACAGCCACUAUCUUCUUCAUAGGGGUCAUGGUUGGAGCAGCGGUAUUCGGUUAUCUUAGUGACAGGUUUGGCAGGAAAAGAGCACUUCUGGUGUCUUAUGUGAUAACCGCUUUCUUUGGAUUUGCAAGUGCUUUAUCAUAUAAUUUUGCCAUGUUUGCUGCCAUGAGGUUCUUUACUGGAUUUGGUAUUUCUGGAAUAAGUAUAAUCACCAUAACCCUUGCCAUUGAAUGGCUCGACAUUAAGCAUCGCACCACAGGGGCCAUUUUACUGAGCAUGGACUGGUGUGUUUUUGCUACUGUGCUACCUGCUGUGGCAUAUUUUGUGAAGGACUGGAGGCACCUGACUGCCACAGUAACCGCCCCGUUGCUUCUGGCCAUGAUCGCUUGGUGGUGGAUCCCUGAGUCUGCCAGAUGGCUGAUGGCUAAUGGAAAGCUGAACAGUGCUCAUUCUUACCUGAGCAAGUGUGCAAAAGUCAAUGGCAGAGAGCAAUUCAUGACUGACGUGACGACUGAGGUUCUGUCCAAAGUAAUUCUUGUAGAAGAUGACAACAGAAAAUAUACAUAUUUGGACCUUGUAAGGACCCCGAUAAUUAGAAGACGGGCUCUUCUUGGAGCCAUUGUGUGGUUUGGAGUGGCCUGUACGUAUUAUGGAAUCGGCUUGAAUAUCACUGGCUUUGGUGUGGAUAUUUAUCUCACACAGUUCAUCUACGGCAUUAGUGAAAUUCCAGCAAAAAUGUUCGUCUUCUUCACUGUGGACAAAAUUGGCCGACGGUUCACUCAGGCUGGAACACUUUUUCUGACUGGGCUGUGUUUAUUCUGCAACAUGUUUAUCCCUCAAGAUAUGGGGCCGUUUCGGACAGGUGUGGCAGCUCUGGGCAAAAUGUUCGCAGAGGCGGCUUUUACAACUGUAUUUCUCUACACGGCAGAGCUUUUCCCCACGGUAUUGAGACAAAAUGGAUUGGGUUUCUGUUCCUUCAUGGCCCGUAUAGGUGUGUCUGUGUCCCCCCUGAUCAUAAUUCUUGAAGAAGUGUGGGGCCAUUUACCGAGUACUAUUUUCUCCGUGGUGUCUCUUGCUGGAGGGCUGUCAGCUUCAUUUCUUCCUGAGACAAAAAAUAUCCGUCUACCAGAGACGAUCGAGGAUGUGGAGCAGACAAGACGAAGAUCAAUCUCUGCGUCUAGUCUGUACAGGCGUGGGCGAUUGAGGAAGAAAUUUCAAAGGAAGACAUUUUGCACACAUUGGGAAGACACAAUGAGGUUCGAGAACAUUCUUGAUGAUAUUAAUGGAUUUGGAAGAUUUCAGAAAAUUAUCAUUGUGAUCAACUUCAUUGGCCGCUUUACAAUGCCCUGCCACUUCAUGCUGAACAACUUCAUAGCCGCUGUUCCCUCUCAUCACUGCGACAUCAGCUCUCUGGAUGACGGAGGUGUUUUUAGCAAUUUAUCUCAAGCCGAGAAGCUUGUUGUUGGUAUUCCAGUCAAUGAGGAUGGGACUCCAAGCUCCUGUAAAAUGUUUGCAGAGCCUCAGUAUCAUCUGCUGUUCAACUCUUCCAACAUUACUGAACUACCGACAGUGUCGUGCCAGACUGGAUGGGUGUACGAUAACACCACCUUCAAGUCUACGCUGACCUCAGAGUGGGACCUGGUGUGUCACAGAAGAGGGAAAAACAAAGCAACUGCUACCAUCUUCUUUGUUGGAGUGAUGUUCGGAGCCAUGUCCUUUGGAAGUCUAAGUGACAGGUUUGGCCGAAGGAUCAUGCUUCUGGUGUCAUAUGUGUCUGGAAUGAUUUUCGCAGUUGCAAGUGCUUUUUCAACGUCCUACAUCAUGUUCGCAGUGCUGAGGUUCUUCACUGGGUUUUGUAUCACUGGCAUCGUCAUUGUCUCAACAGUCCUCAGCAUGGAGUGGGUGGACAUUAAACACAGAAAGCUGGUAGGAGUGAUCGACAGCUUAUCGUGGACUUUCGGGAACACUGUAUUUGCGGUCAUUGCUUACUUUGUGACUGACUGGCGGUGGCUAAUUGUUACAGUCACCUCACCGGUAACCUUGGGCAUUGUCACAUGGAGGUGGAUGCCAGAGUCAGCAAGGUGGCUCAUUGCCAACGGAAAGCUGGAGCGAGCUCAGAUGUAUUUGAAGAAAUGUGCCAAGAUGAACCAAACAGAGGAGUUAAUUGACACUCUUAAAGUAGAGACAUUGUCUACCAUUGUUGUGACUGAGAAAAGAGAUCGGACCUAUUCCUACCUCGAUCUGAUACGGACACCCAAAAUGAGGAAACUGGCCCUACGUACUGGUAUACUGUGGUUUUGUGUUGCAACUACAUUUUAUGGCAUCAGCUUCAACAUUGCAGGCUUUGGGCUCAAUAUCUAUCUCACUCAAUUUGUCUAUGCUGUAAUUGAGCUCCCAGCCAAAGUGUCAGUUUAUUUCUUACUGGAUGGGAUAGGCAGACGAUCCACUGAGGUGGGAGCUCUGCUGAUGGCUUUUGUCUGUCUUGGGAUCAACAUUGUAGUACCUAAAGACAUGUCUGUUGCCAGAACAGUAGUAGCAGUUAUUGGAAAAGGGUUUUCUUCAGCAUCCUUUGCAACCGUUGUACUCUACAGUUCUGAGCUCUACCCCACUGUAGUAAGGCAGAACGGUAUGGGAUACAACUCCUUCAUGGCUCGAUUUGGCGUAGCUGUGGCUCCUUUGAUUCUCUUACUGGACGAGGUGUGGAAGGAACUGCCCCAGGUUGUCCUGUGCGGUACGGCUGUACUGGGGGCAACAGUGGCAAGAACGUUGUCAGAGACACGCAACCGGUGCCUGCCAGAGACUAUAGAGGAUAUUGAACAGCAGUGGUAGUGAACAUAG